Messenger RNA from Ochlerotatus camptorhynchus, 909 nucleotides. RefSeq lists its product as uncharacterized. The transcript has a single exon. Bases 1 to 909 code for a protein of 302 amino acids. Lineage: Eukaryota; Metazoa; Arthropoda; Insecta; Diptera; Culicidae. The record is from RefSeq and is a predicted model, not a curated record.
AUGCGGAAACUCACUAUUGUUGACGACGAUUUGCCACACUGUUACCUACCACACCACCCGGUGUUCAAGCAGAGUAGUACCACCACCAAGGUCCGUGUGGUGUUCGACGCCUCCUGCAAGACCUCUUCCGCAGUAUCACUGAACGACACGCUUCUCGUCGAUCCAGUUGUACAACAGCAUCUCGUCAACAUUACCAUUCGCUUCCGCUUCCAUGCUAUCGCCUUCGUUGCCGGCGUGGAAAAGAUGUAUCGACAAGUUCUUCAUUAUCCCAUUGAUCAGCAGUUGUUGCGCAUCCUGUUUCGUCGUAAUCCGUCGGAUCCACUCGACACAUAUGAACUCCUCACGGUCACGUACGGUACCGCAUCAGCUCCAUACUUGGCAACUCGAACCCUGCUACAGUUGGCCAAAGACGAAGGAGACAAGUAUCCGGAAGCCGUUCAACCUGUCAUCGAAGAUUUUUAUGGUGAUGACCUUCUCUCCGGUGCAGACGACCUGGAUGCUGCUAUCGAAAAACGUCACCAAAUUACGGAUAUGCUUGCAUCAGCUGGAUUCCCAUUGAGAAAGUGGGCGUCCAACGUUCCGGAAGCUUUGACUGGAAUACCACUCGAAGACUUGGCAAUCAAACCCCUCUUCGAUUUGCAAGGUGACCAAUCAGUGUCCACGCUUGGACUUGUUUGGGAUACAAGAACGGACAUGUUGAGAUUCAACGUCGAAAUGCUACUUCCUGCAGCGGUGCUUACAAAGCGUAAGGUAAUAUCAUGCAUCGCUAGAAUCUUCGAUCCACUAGGCCUCGUCGGCCCGGUUAUUGCUACUGCUAAGAUGUUUAUGCAACGGCUCUGGAAGCUAAAAGGCGAGGAUAAUCAACCCUACGAGUGGGACAGACCUCUUCCAUCGAAACUGCAAGAAUAA